AUGGGACUUCUCAAGAUCGGACUAUCUCUUUUCGGCCUUGUCACCAACACUUAUGGCUGGGAGCACCUAGGCCACGAGUGGCAUGCACCCUUUCCAAGUGACAGUCGAUCACCAUGCCCGGGUCUGAACGCCAUGGCCAAUCACGGUUAUCUUCCUCGAUCGGGAAGCGACAUAGACCUAGCCACAUUACGAAAUGCGGUAGCCAGUGCCUACAAUUACGAGCCCACUGCGUUUGAUAUCGCAUUUGAACAAGCAGUGGGAUAUAAUAUUACGACCACUGGCAACGAGUCGACUAUCAACCUCGUUGAUCUCGCUAGGCACGAGGGGCCUGAGUUUGAUGGGUCAUUAUCAAGGAAUGACAUUUACUUCGGAGACGACCUUCACUUCGACUACUCCAUCUGGAAGAUCGUUGCUCAGAGUCUCAAUCUUUAUGAUACCUUGGGUCCCGAGGCACAGUACGUCACUGUAGAGAUGGCAGCUAAGGCACGUGCUGUGCGUGUCAAGAACGCAAAGGCGAUCAAUCCCACCUUCAACGCUUCGGAUCUGGCAACUUCGGGUAGCCCUGGCACAACAGGUGUUUAUCUGACCACAUUGUGGGAUGAUCGGGUAGGCGCUGUGCCAAAGUCGUGGAUUAGGGCUUUCUUUGGUAUGUGCGAUUUUUUUAUAUUAACCUUGGAACAUUUCCAAUACUGA
Messenger RNA from Penicillium brevicompactum, 693 nucleotides. Its product is annotated as Chloroperoxidase. NCBI's taxonomy places the organism in Eukaryota, Fungi, Ascomycota, Eurotiomycetes, Eurotiales, Aspergillaceae. The record is from RefSeq and is a predicted model, not a curated record. The coding region runs from base 1 to 693 and encodes 230 amino acids. The transcript has 2 exons. Gene Ontology annotation, molecular function: peroxidase activity.